Molecule: messenger RNA, 2085 nt
Organism: Echinostoma caproni
Lineage: Eukaryota; Metazoa; Platyhelminthes; Trematoda; Plagiorchiida; Echinostomatidae
Source: the annotation of a GenBank genome assembly
AUGCUCCUAUACGACCAAGCGUCUCAGACAGCCUCUGCUGAGGAAGCCCUACUCACUGCCUUCUCGCGGUGGUGUUUGCCCACCAAAUCGGAUCAUGUACGGGAGGUGUCGCGCAAUUUGUCUCAGCUGUUCAAAGAAGGCCAGUUUUGCGAUGUUACUCUGUCGCUUCACGGCACCGAAUUCCAAUCGAAUCGCAUGCUUCUGGCCGCGUCUAGCGCGUAUUUUCGUGCCCUGUUAGAAUUCGAACCCCAGCUGAUGCAAAAAUCCUGCUUCGAUAUCAGUUCUCCUUAUCUCACCCUAGACGGAUUUUCUUAUCUGAUCCGUUUUAUCAACACCCUAGGACAAGACUGCCCGACAAUUAACCGCGAAGCGUAUGAAUCCGUGUAUGUGGCAGCUAGUUUUCUUCAGGUUACCUCUUUGCAGCGUAUGCUAAGCGAGUUAAUCAGUCAGAAUCUGACUCCUACGAAUGUGCUUGGUGCUGUCAAAUUGGCACACGUAUUUGACGAUCAGGUGCUGUUCCGCAAAUCCAUGUUCUUACUGUUGGAUCAGUUUGAUGAAAUCGAUCCGUUCUCGGAAGAAUUUUUACUCCUUGAUGAGAAACAGUUGGAACACAUCUUGUCCAGUGAUGAGUUAAAUGUGGCGCGAGAAGGUGUUGUGGUCAAAGCUCUACUGGCUUGGGUCUGUCACGAUGUGGAGGCGAGAACGAACUACUUUCGUCGCAUGUUUGUACGACUUUUGCGGUUACCACUGGUUCAAGCUAACGACCUCCGACGCAUUGUCUCAAAUCCGAAAUUCGCAGCCGCACAUGAAGCUCUUAGUUUGUUAAUCUGGGCUUAUCGUACUCUGACUGGGCCGUUUGUUUGCCCUCAGGCACUGCCCGAGCAGGGACCACCGGAUGUGUCCGUAUUGCCGGAGUUCGAUCAUAUCUGUCGACCGCGGAUUGGGACCAAUUUUCGUAUCCAUGCCAUCGGUGGUGUAGAUGAGCUCCUGUUGUUUGGUCCUACUCUCCAACGACGAGAAACUUGUGCGCGAUACAAUCUAGUGGAACGCACUUGGUUCCCAAUGGCCGGACUGGAUGCACCACGCUCCCAUCAUAAGAUUGUCUGCGUGGAGACUUAUGUGUAUGCGUUUGGUGGCUAUCGUUUGAACUGGACCACUGGUUACUCCCCGGCCACGGACUCGAUCCUCGUGUACGAUGCGAUUGCGAAUCGGUGGACUUCGGCUCCGCAUCGUCUACCUUUCACCCCAAUUGAUAUGGGUGUCUGCCUGAUCCCGUCCAAACGUAUGAUCAUGCUCGCCGGUGGGUUGCAUGAACAUGGGGUCGAGUUACGUCCGACAGAUCGUGUUCUGUUGUACGAUCCGGCCGAGGACAGUCAUUCCUGUUUCAUUACAUUACCCAAGCUCCCACUCCCUCUGGCCGGUUUGGCUCUGGUCUAUGACGACGCCGGAGAUCAGGUAUUCGCUUGUGGCGGUCAGACCGAUUCGGCUUUUGCUGGCCGACCAAAUGUGACCGUCGGUAAUCUGUUCGGUCAAAUUCUGGCAUUUGAUUUCGAUUUGGUAAGUAAAAUCAAUUCGAACACCUGGUCGUUCGUUACCGUCCUCGAUUGUCCUCGAUAUCGAGCCUCGGCCGUGUUGCACCGGUCCACUCUGUACGUACUCGGUGGGAUCACAGUGGAUGAGGUGGUGGAACGAACCUCUCAUCUGUUCACCGAGUCCGUGAGCGAGUCCUCAUCCACGUUGUCCGAUUCAUGCACUGACUGGGGGACUAGUUCCCGGCAGAAUCAGGCUUUGAUUCAAUUGGGACAGGUGAAUCCAACGCGACCAAGUCUACUCCAGGCUCCUUUCCACACCUGUCAUGUAACAGAGGCCUGGUCCCUGCGUGAACCAACGCAGACUGGUCUUGCGAAUCGUUCUACUCAUGAUGACAUUGUCACUCACAACUCUGAGGAGGAAGAUGAUAUGUUGAGCACCAGCAUUCCGUCACGUGUUCGGCGUUUACGUUUACAACCAGCUCGUUUCGCAGACGGAUGUCCGGUCCUCCCGCGCUGCUUGUCCAACUAUUGCAUAGCUCCCUAUUUCUCCUAG